AUGGUAUUAAUUCAGUUAUCAUCUCUAGUCUCAGAAGUGUCGCAUGGACAGGCUUUCUUAGGUCUGUGUAGUUUACUUAUUUCCCUGAUUGUUAUUUUGCUGAUCCGACAGCUUGUGAAGCAGAGGAGACCCCGAGGAUUCCCUCCUGGACCGUCACCUAUACCUGUCAUAGGGAACAUUAUGUCUCUAGCAACAGAACCGCACGUCUUUAUGAAGAAACAGAGUGAAAUCCAUGGGCAGGUACGGUACUUAAAUUAUUGUGGAAAUAUAUGGCAUAUUAUGGUUCUGAAUGGAUAUGAUGCCAUCAGAGAAUGCCUGUACCACCAGGGUGAUGUCUUUUCUGACCGGCCAUCGCUGCCUUUAUUUAUGAAAAUGACCAAAAUGGGAGGACUUCUGAAUGCUAAAUUUGGCAACGGAUGGAUUGAACAUCGUCAACUGGCCAGCAACUCCUUUCGUUACUUUGGCAGGUUUCAAAAGCCCCUCGACCAGAAGAUCUUGGAAGAGUGCAUGUUUUUCGUGGAUGCCAUUGACGAACACAAAGGGAAACCCUUUAACCCAAAGCACCUGGUGACCAAUGCUGUGUCCAACAUCACCAACCUCAUCAUCUUCGGCGAGCGUUUCACAUACGACAACUGUGACUUCCAGCACAUGAUCGAGAUCUUCAGUGAGAAUGUGGAGCUGGCCGUCAGUGGCUGGGCCUUCCUUUACAACGCCUUCCCAUGGAUCGAGUACCUCCCCUUCGGAAAGCACCAGAAGCUGUUCCGCAACGCAGCCAAGGUCUAUAACUUCCUGGAGCAGAUCAUCAGGCGCUUCUCGGAGGGCAGAGUGUGCAACUUCCCGCGCCACUACAUCGAUGACUACCUGAACAAGUUGGACAAGAGUGCUGGCGACUUGGGCACCCCGUAUUCCAGGGAGAACCUAAUCUACUCUGUGGGCGAGCUCAUCAUCGCAGGCACGGAGACCACCACCAACACCCUACGCUGGGCUAUGCUCUACAUGGCCCUCUACCCCAACAUUCAAGAGAAGGUGCAUAAGGAGAUGGACAGUGUGCUGGGAAGUGAGAAGUCCCCCUCGCUGGCAGACAAAAAGAGGAUGCCCUAUGUGGAAGCGGUGCUACAUGAGGUCCUGCGCUUCUGUAACAUUGUGCCCCUGGGCAUCUUCCGCGCCACCACUCAGGACACACUGGUGAGCGGCUACAACAUCCCCAAAGGCACCAUGGUCAUCACCAACCUGUACUCUGUGCACUUUGAUGAGAAGUACUGGUGCGACCCUGGAACCUUCUCACCACAUCGCUUCCUGGACAGCAAUGGAAACUUUGUCCGACGGGAAGCAUUCUUACCCUUCUCUCUGGGGAAGCGUCACUGUUUGGGCGAGCAUCUGGCCAGGAUGGAGAUGUUCCUGUUCUUCACCACCAUGCUGCAGCGCUUCCACCUGCAGUUCCCCCCCGGCACAGUGCCAAGCCUCACCCCCAAACUGGGCAUGACCCUGCAGCCGCUGCCUUACUCCAUCUGCGCCGUCCGCAGGCAGCAGUGA
Salvelinus namaycush (lake trout) is the source of this 1533-nucleotide messenger RNA. RefSeq names its product vitamin D 25-hydroxylase-like. Bases 1 to 1533 code for a protein of 510 amino acids. NCBI's taxonomy places the organism in Eukaryota, Metazoa, Chordata, Actinopteri, Salmoniformes, Salmonidae. The transcript has 5 exons. Gene Ontology annotation, cellular component: cytoplasm; intracellular membrane-bounded organelle. The record is from RefSeq and is a predicted model, not a curated record. Gene Ontology annotation, molecular function: oxidoreductase activity, acting on paired donors, with incorporation or reduction of molecular oxygen, reduced flavin or flavoprotein as one donor, and incorporation of one atom of oxygen; heme binding; iron ion binding. Gene Ontology annotation, biological process: xenobiotic metabolic process.